Plectropomus leopardus (leopard coralgrouper) is the source of this 3509-nucleotide messenger RNA. It is a transcript of the gene pskh1, whose product is annotated as protein serine kinase H1. Gene Ontology annotation, molecular function: ATP binding; protein kinase activity. The record is from RefSeq and is a predicted model, not a curated record. NCBI's taxonomy places the organism in Eukaryota, Metazoa, Chordata, Actinopteri, Perciformes, Serranidae. Gene Ontology annotation, biological process: protein phosphorylation.
GGAAGGUGGUCCUGGGCGAAAAACACCGUCCAGAAAAGCAACCGACGGGGCAAGUUUAUGUGUUUUUGUACAGUCCCUUCAUCUCCAAAACAAACCCGUAAACUGCUUAGUUGACCCAAAAAUGUCGCUAACAGAUGAAGUGACGUUUUUGACUUGUUGGUCCUCCGGAGGAAAGUUGGGAAAGUACGAGGUGAAAAUGGAGAGCCCAGCUGAGUGAGAGUGGGGUGAGGAGGCUGGAUUUGGCAAAGUUGGGAGUCCUGCCCUGCUGCUAGCAGGCUAGUUAGCAUGCUCAGACUCUGCGCUAUCUCGGAUAAAGCUUCCCUGCGCUGCUCUCCAGCCUGCGAUUCUCCAGGGGAGCUGCUUUAUCUGUGGCAAGACCGCUGCUGACAUUGCAGCUUCCCCCCAUGGAUGGGAGCAUAGUUGAUGAUCUUAUUUUCUGUGGAAGUUGUGACUGAAUCUUUCUGCAUUUCUCCUAAAGGCAGCAGCACUUAAACUCCUUUUUUUUUCAAGAACUUCUCCCCCCGCUUCCCUUUGCCCCGAUCGAUCAUUUUGGCCCACAAGUAUCCAUAGAGCUGCACUCAGUUUUCUCUCAAACAUUCAACGUAUUACCACAUCUGAGAUGGGGCCCUGGUAGGUUCUUAAAGGGGCUUGAGGUACCCCCUGCCUGCCGACUGUGCAGCCUGUGUGUGCAAGUGUGAGACCCACUGGCACAGGCCUAUAAAAGAAUACUUUCACAAAAAGACAACCAGUGAUACAGCAAUUGCUGAUGGAGCCGAGAUGCACAACGUGUUUGCCCAGAAUAUAUUCAUGAACUCUCUGACUUUUUAAACUGGACUUAAGUGGAUGUAUCGGGUGUAUUCAUGAACUGUGACUGCUGAUGCCAGCUCAUUGGGACCGGAGUGGGUGUAAUCGGCUUUAUUCAUGAACCCUUUGUCUGAGUCUGGGUACGGCCUGGAUGUUGGAUGCCCUGCGUGUGUUGAAUCGGCUGUUGCGGUGAUGAGGCAGGGCUCCUGGUGGCCUGUGUGGCUGGCUGGGCAGGGGCCCAAGGUGAUGUGAUGGGGUGCAGGAACAGUAAGGUCCUCCCUGAGCCUCCAGGGGAUGUUCAGUUGGACCUGGUCAAAAAGGUUGAUCCUCCCCCACCUCCUCAGACUGAUAUCUAUAAGCACUUCAUACGAGGGGAUGGCACCAGGAGCAAGAUGGGUGGGGCCGGUGGAGGUGGAGGUGACAAGGCUGGCUCCACCUCCCCUAAUCCGGCCCUGGCCCAUGCUGCCACUCCCACUGCCUCCGCCCCGCCCCCUAAGGACCCAUCCGAUCUGUCGGACCCUCAGCGGAAGAAGGUGGCAAAAUAUCGAGCAAAGUUUGACCCCCGGGUCACGGCCAAGUACGACAUCAAAGCUCUGAUAGGUCGUGGGAGUUUUAGCAGGGUUGUUCGCGUGGAACACAAGAGCACGCGACAGCCGUACGCCAUCAAGAUGAUCGAGACCCGCUACCGGGAGGGCAGGGAGGUGUGCGAGUCAGAGCUGUGUGUUCUGCGACGAGUCCGUCACACCAAUAUAAUCCAGCUGAUGGAGGUCUUUGAGACUGCAGAACGCGUCUACAUGGUGAUGGAGCUGGCCACUGGAGGAGAGCUCUUUGACCGCAUCAUUGCUCGUGGCUCCUUCACAGAGCGGGACGCCACGCGGGUGCUGCAGAUGGUGCUUGAUGGCGUUAAGUAUCUCCACACUCUGGGGAUCACUCACAGAGACCUGAAGCCGGAGAACUUGCUGUACUACCACCCCGGAGCCGACUCCAAGAUCAUCAUCACUGACUUUGGCUUGGCCAGUAGCAGGAAGAAAGGAGACGAGUGUCUGAUGAAGACGACCUGCGGCACGCCAGAGUACAUCGCCCCUGAGAUCCUGGUGAGGAAGCCCUAUACAAACGCUGUAGAUAUGUGGGCACUGGGGGUGAUAUCGUACAUCCUGCUGAGCGGAACCAUGCCCUUCGAGGACGACAACCGCAUGAGGCUCUACCGGCAGAUCCUCAAGGGGAAGUACAGCUUCUCUGGAGAGCCGUGGCCCAGCGUGUCCAACCUGGCCAAAGACUUUGUGGAGCGGAUUCUUACGGUGGACCCCAGCGAGCGGCUCACAGCUGGCCAGGCCCUCAAGCACCCCUGGAUCGUCAGCAUGGCCGCCUCCUCCUCCAUGAAGAACCUACAGCGCUGUAUAUCUCAGAACCUCCUGAAGCGGGCGUCCUCACGCUGCCACAGCACCAAGUCGGCGCAGUCCACUCGCUCCAGCCGCUCCACCAAAUCCAACAAAGCACGGCGGGUGCGAGAGAAGGAGCUGCGGGAGCUGAACCGGCGCUAUCAGCAGCAGUACAAUGGAUGAAACAGGGAGCAUGACCGCGAGCGACUGUAACGGACCUUUUUCUUUUGGGGGAAACAGCACUACAAUGAACUUUUACAAUAACCAGCGCCAUUCAAAGUUGCUGCCAGUGUUAGAGGCCAAAAUGGCUUCAAAAUCGAUUUAAAAAAAAAAGGGCAAUGACGUGACUAAACCCAGCAAAGGUAGAACUAAGGUUGAAAUGUAAGUGCUGAGAAUUCGUCUGGCGGCGUGCUCCUGAUGAGCACAGAGAAGGACACACCAGUAAAGUUUUGAACUCCCAAGGGUUACAUCAUCUCUCCAUCCAUUCCUCCACCUUUUCUCCGGCGGGAUGGUGCCUUCCACUCUUUGCUUUUGUUCUUUCAAUCCCUGUGUCUCUACAUAUUUAUUUAUUAUUGUUGACAUGAUUAUUAGUCUCCAUUCAAAUGGUCACUGGAUAAUGACCUUCCACGAGGAUCUGUUGAACAGAGUUCUGGGUACUGAAGUUUCUAGGAAGAAAGGGAUACUUUUAGAAGAGGGGAGGGGAAAACAAAUUCCCCUCACUCAUUCCUGAUUUAAAAUUGCUGUGAAUUUAUUAUUGUACUAAUUGUACAGACCUUGUCUUAAGAUGUGGGUGAUGCGAGCACAUUGCAACAAAACCACACCCUUGAAGGUCAAAAUGAAGGCGUAUUUUUUAGUAGUCACUUCUAAGCUUAUCUAAUCUUGCCAUUAUUGCUCUGUUUAUAUCAUUGUUCUGAAGCUGUCAAAAGAUUGUGAAGCUGUUUUGUGUUAAAUCUUCAAUGUAUUGCAUUAGAUAAUAGGCCACACAGCCCCGCUCCCAGUGAUUUUUAUACAUCAGUACAUUCAGUCAUGAAGCACCUGCCUUCGUGUUGAAGAGCAGUAUUCAAAUUAUUCACUGUUUUAUUAAGAGGAUGUGGCCGUAUAGGGUGUUGUGUUUUACAGUUUGUCUGUUACAGUGAGAGUGGCUCAUGAAGUUCAGGAUCUAUGUUGCAGGUUGCACCAGCUCCUUGUAAGUAAUGCAUACUAAGUGGCAAUUAACACACAUCUAGAUUAAAGCAUGUUGCACAAAGAUUGAAUAGCAAACAAAUCUGCAACUAGUGAAAACAUGCAUAACAAUGAAAAUAAAGAAAAAAGGCCUUAAUUUGUAAU